Messenger RNA from Catharus ustulatus (Swainson's thrush), 358 nucleotides. Its product is annotated as small integral membrane protein 36-like. NCBI's taxonomy places the organism in Eukaryota, Metazoa, Chordata, Aves, Passeriformes, Turdidae. The coding region runs from base 1 to 285 and encodes 94 amino acids. The transcript has a single exon. The record is from RefSeq and is a predicted model, not a curated record.
AUGGAGUUUUAUCUGGAGAUUGACCCCGUUACCUUGAAUCUCAUCAUUCUGGUAUCUAGCUAUGUAAUUUUGCUUCUGGUUUUCCUGAUCUCCUGCGUGCUCUAUGACUGCAGAGGGAAGGAUCCCAGCAAGGAAUACGCCCCUGAGGUCCCUGCAGACAGCCAGCCCCCGAUCCGGCUGGUGGUGAUGCAGCAGGGCUCCCCUGGCACCCGCUGGGCAAAGGGGCUCAUCUCUGCCUACGAGAACCCCGCUGACCUGCCUGGGAAAAGGACUACAGUGGUGUGAGGGACCCUGCCUGCAGCUCCAGCCCCUGCCUCUCUGCUAUGUUUACUCCCCGUGUGCAGCAGGAGGAUGUGAU